Drosophila willistoni is the source of this 1339-nucleotide messenger RNA. RefSeq names its product 39 kDa FK506-binding nuclear protein (gene Fkbp39). The record is from RefSeq and is a predicted model, not a curated record. The transcript has 3 exons. Gene Ontology annotation, molecular function: macrolide binding; peptidyl-prolyl cis-trans isomerase activity. Lineage: Eukaryota; Metazoa; Arthropoda; Insecta; Diptera; Drosophilidae. Gene Ontology annotation, cellular component: nucleolus; chromatin. The coding region runs from base 132 to 1208 and encodes 358 amino acids.
CCAUUGUUUUGCAACCCUACCGCGCGAACACUCUGUCUGCAACUUUGAUUCGGCGUCACUUUCCUUACCUGUUGAGGUUUCUUAUAUUUUGUGUUUUGUGCAUUUUACUUUAAAUAAAAGCAUUUAUCAGCAUGUCAAUGUUCUGGGGUUUAGUGUUAAAACCCAAUAGGAAGUACUCCCAAACUAUUGGGAAAUCUUUCCACAUUUCAAGCGUUGCUAUCGACAAGGGGGAGGAGGCCAAGCUUUAUCUAACGGCCGAAAAGCAAAAGUAUACUGUGGCAACAGUUAACAAGGCUAUACCCCAGGUGCAGUUGGACCUUAAUUUCAGCAAGGGAGAUCAAAUUAUUUUCCAGUCAACUGGAGAUGCUCAAGUUUCACUAUUGGGCUAUAUGCAUGAUGAUGUUGAUUCCGAAGAUGAAAAUGACGACGACUUUACCAUUGAACAAUUGGCAAAUGCUGUCAAGGGGAGCAAAGGUGCUGAUUUAGAUGGGGAUGAUGAUGAGGAGGAGGAGGAGGAAGAUGAUGAUGAUGAUGAAGAAGACGUUGAUGAUAGCCAACUUCUAGCGGAGUUUGAAAAUGGCCAGGACGAUGAUGAUGAUGACGAGGAUGAUGAGGAGGAACAAGAAUCAGAUGAUGAUGAAGAAGAGGAUGAUUCCGAUGAAGAAGAAGAAUCAGACGAUGAGGAAGCGGCUGCAGAACCCAAAGCAAAGGUUGCUAAAUUGUCGCCCACAGCUAACGCCAAUGCCAAGAAGCAAAAUGGCGUAUCCAAGAACGAGCAGCCCAAACAGCAGCAACAAAAGCCAGCAAAGGGAAAAAAAGAAGCAGAGCCCAGCAAAAAGGAGAACACUAAACAGCAAGCAAGCGGAGGUGAACGUACUGUUACCGGUGGCGUAAAGAUUCUUGACCUGACUGCCGGUAAAGGCGAAGAAGCAAAGGCUGGAAAACGUGUGGCCGUAUACUACAAUGGAAGGCUGCAAUCCAACAACAAGACCUUUGACAGCCUUCUGCAGGGCAAAGGCUUCAAAUUUGCCAUUGGUGCUGGUGAAGUUAUCAAAGGAUGGGACGUGGGAGUAGUUGGCAUGAAAGUGGGCGGCAAACGUCGCAUUACAUGCCCACCACACAUGGCCUAUGGUGGUCGCGGUGCUCCGCCCAAAAUUCCGCCAAACUCUACACUAGUUUUCGAUGUGGAACUGAAAUCUGUUAAUUAGAUUGGUCGAUUGAUUUUUCUCUUAUAAAAGUAGCAUUUAAGUAUUCAUCAUAGCACACAUUAUUGGAAAAAUAAUCCGUUGUCUGUGCUGUGCAAAAUAUGUACACAAAUAAAGUUGAAACAUUUCCUUAA